Argentina anserina (silverweed cinquefoil) is the source of this 2275-nucleotide messenger RNA. Its product is annotated as protein HEADING DATE 3B. Lineage: Eukaryota; Viridiplantae; Streptophyta; Magnoliopsida; Rosales; Rosaceae. Gene Ontology annotation, biological process: regulation of photoperiodism, flowering. The record is from RefSeq and is a predicted model, not a curated record.
AUGAGAAAUGGAGAAGAACAAGAAAAAGUGAUGAUCCCUAUAUGUUCUAGGCUAAUUGUAAAUGAAACAGAGAGAGGGCUUAGAGGGUCUCCAAGGAGCAAGAUGGCUCUCUAUCGCCAUGCUUUUGCUAACAACAAUAGCAGCACCUUUCUUCCAUCCACAUCCUGGAGUGAUGUUGGUAUCCAUCAAAGGAGUAUUUUGACUCCAUAUUGCAGCUUGGUUGUGGCUUCAAUUUCUCAGAAGAUUCAGUCUUACUCUUCUAUCGAGGCCAAGAUAUAUACUACAAUGGCAAACUAUGAAAUGGUAUCCUCCAAGUUAAAUUCUGAAAAUUUGAUUUCCACAAGGCCAUCAUCAUGUUCAGCUAACUGGGAUCCAUUCAGACAACACAGUACCUCCAACUUGAGAAAUUUUCCUUCUAAAAAGUUUGGAAAUGAGGAUGAAUUCAGAUCCGCUGUCUCGUCCCAAGUAACAACUAUGUAUUGUAGAGACAGUCUGCGGAGAAAAGGGAAGGACAAACUACAUCAGUUGAGCUACACAUUGCAACUUAAAGAUGAUUAUACUGAAACAACUAACGGAAGUAGCACCAUAGAGCUGAAGUCGAGACAAUACUUGGAUAAACACAUAGAUGAGAGUCCAAAAGCAUGUCAUAGUAAUGAGGACCCUGUGAAAAAGUCUAUUUCUCUCACUUUAGCUAGAGUCAGGGAGUUUGAAGAUAUAUCAUCUAGCUCAUCAAAAAGAGUUGAGCAUUUUGAAUCAUUAAAGAGGAAACAUGCAUCUAUUAGUCCAGAAUCCAGAGGCAGACAAGUGACUGAUCUGAACAAAUUACACGGUCAAGAUGCACACUUCAACACAGAGCAUUUGCCUGCAGUGUAUGACAAAGAGGCCUUAAAAGAUGACCGUUUGUUAGAAUCUAGAAUCGGAUUAGUUGAAGACAUUUCAUCAAAGGGGAAAAUGGAAUCAUAUAUGAGGUCAUUUCUUGGGGAUGAUAAGUUUCCAACCAAGAUUAAAAAUAACUGUGAAAGAAGUGAAGAAAAUUGUGGGGUUAUGCGUGUUGGAAUUUCAGACAGGCUUGAAUAUCUCUCAGAUAUGGUGGAGUCACGUACAGCUGUAGAUAUAUCCCCUGAUGAUGUCAUGGGAGUACUAGGUGAACAGCAGUUCUGCAAAACGAGGGAAGCUAUUAUCAAUCAACAAAGAGCUUUUGCAGUGCAAGUGUUUGAGCUGCAUAGGCUAGUAAAGGUUCAACAGCUGAUUGGUGCAUCACGAGAUACAUUGUUCGAAGGAAGACCAUUUAUGCGAAACCCUGCAAUGAAAGCAUCCGCAGAAAAGAAUGCAUCACUCGAGGGAGCUAAGGAGCUAUCUCCUUCAAUUGUGAAAAUCAAACACCAUCAUCAGAAGUCAUAUACAAAUAUUGAAUGUGGUGAGGACAGUACAAUAGAAAAAUUGCCUCUUCCUUUUUUCAACAAUGAUACCAACAACAGAGGACUAGGUAUGCAAAAAACUAAUUAUGGUCAAUACUCAAGCAAAACAUCACCACCUUCUGAAGCCACCGAACCCGCCCCGUGGUGUUUCCGACUUCCACCAGGAAAUAUGUGGUUAGUUCCAGUGAUGUCAUCUUCUGAGGGACUCACUUGCAAGCCUUAUACAGGGUCAUGCCCUCAAAAUGGAGGUUUCAUGCCACCAAUUUAUGGUAGCUGUAGCCCUAUACAGAGCCUUGAUCCAGGAAACAAGAACUACUCAAAUGCAGCUUAUGGUGUUCCACUUUCUUAUCAACAAGGGAUUGGAAUUGGUGCACCACCGCCUUUGCUUCAGACUUAUUUUCCACCUUAUGCCGCGCCAGUCAUCAAUCAUUCAAGUCACGAAAAUCCUUUAUCUUUUGGGGAAAGUAAAUUCACCUGGCCUCAUCAAAGCUCAUGCAACAUAUCCAGCCAGACGAGGGAAGUAAUGCCACGUUACGUGGGGAACACUCGAGCUCCUGUACUGAAUGAAUUGCAGGGUAGUGCACCGAGCAGCCCUUCAGACAGGACCAAAGGCAAUGUGCUUCCCCUUUUUCCUUCAGCUCCUCGAGUUGAGGAACCUGCUCAAAAUGUUCAAAUGAGUGAGCAUCAGACGCGCGUGAUCAAAGCUAUUCCUCGCAGUUUUAGAUCAGCAACUGAAUCAGCAGAACGUAUAUUUUUGUCAAUACAAGAAGAGAGGAAGUCAAUGUAGAUACACACAUCAAAGAGGAAAAUUCAUAUACAUGCCCACUAACUAUCACACUAAAAAUUGUUUGAUAGUU